Messenger RNA from Rhododendron vialii, 739 nucleotides. RefSeq lists its product as uncharacterized. Gene Ontology annotation, molecular function: RNA binding. Gene Ontology annotation, biological process: RNA splicing; spliceosomal snRNP assembly. Lineage: Eukaryota; Viridiplantae; Streptophyta; Magnoliopsida; Ericales; Ericaceae. The coding region runs from base 182 to 508 and encodes 108 amino acids. The transcript has 7 exons. Gene Ontology annotation, cellular component: U4/U6 x U5 tri-snRNP complex; U5 snRNP; U2 snRNP. The record is from RefSeq and is a predicted model, not a curated record.
GUAAUUAACCCAAAGCAUAAAAUGCACUUUCCCGGCUUUUCCAUUGGAGCGAGUUUUCCAGGCCGCCAUAAUACCAGCGUCUGUCCUGUUCUAGCCUAGGCGAUAGCACGACUGAGCCCUAACUGCGUAACGUAAGGUGCACGUAAGGUUUUUGCGUAGCAUUCUUUGCUUUUGAUUCAGUAUGAGUCGCCCGAUGGAGGAGGAUGCCCCUACCAAGAACGAGGAAGAAGAAUUCAGCACUGGGCCUCUUUCUGUUCUGAUGAUGAGUGUUAAAAAUAACACACAGGUGCUUAUCAACUGCAGGAACAACAGAAAGCUUCUGGGUCGCGUGAGAGCAUUUGAUCGGCACUGCAAUAUGGUGUUGGAAAAUGUAAGAGAGAUGUGGACAGAGGUACCGAAGACUGGGAAAGGCAAGAAGAAAGCCCAACCAGUUAACAAAGAUCGGUUCAUCAGCAAGAUGUUUCUCCGGGGAGAUUCAGUGAUUAUUGUUCUUAGGAACCCUAAAUGAGAGGUACUCUGAGGUGUUGGACCAGAUUCUGAGCAGCUUAGUGGAGAGAUUCAGUUCCUUGUAGUCGACAAUUACGUGCCCUUAUCGUACUUCAAAUCAUGGUUAUUGUACUUAAAAAAUCAAUUGUUAUUGUAGGACUUGAUGAUCGGUUUCCUUCCUGCUUCUCUUCUGAUGAGUUCUUCUAAUGCAACAACUAAUGGAUGGUUUCAAUGAAACUUGACUUUCAUUUUC